GUGUAUGAGCGACGUGACGUCAUUGAGCAGCAGCCCAGCAGCAACACCGUCCUCUCUGUCGGGACACGCACUUGUCGCACUUGACAGAAUUGAUACGAGCAAUACGGCUGGAUAUAUUAAAUCUGUAAUCGGUGGAACAUCUCUCGUAACUCUUCUUCUCGGAAUUCGAAGUGCCUGGAAACAUUCCAGGCAGCCUGAAGCUGCGGAUCUUGCGGCUGCACAGCUCUUCUCGGGAGCCGCAUUCGCUGGAAAAGCCCUCGGAGUGGCUACAGUAAUCACCGUAUCCGGCUUCACACUAUUCAUUGUCGGUGUCUCAGCAAUUCUUCAAGUCAAUUCACCACGCCAAUUUGGCUCGGCGAUGAAAACUGCGUUUGGCGAUUCGAUUCGAUUGCCGCAGAGUGCCAAGUCGCAAAGUUUUGAGGAAUUUAUUAAUAGUAUUGAAACGAAAACUGGAGUUCCUCCAUCUACUACAGAGCAAAAGCAAUAGAUUCUUCACAAAAAACCUCCAAAAAAAAUCAAAAAAUGCUCCCAUUAAUACUGCUCAUCGUCACUCUUCUCCUCGUUCUUCUACUCAUUUUCGCUGUUCGUUCUCAUCCGAUUCCACUGCUCUCACAAUCUCGUAUUCUUUUGCUCAUUGCUCAUCCUGAUGAUGAGACAAUGUUCUUUUCGCCGACUAUUCGUGCUCUUCUACAAGCUGGUCAUCGUGUCUUUGUCCUUUGUAUUUCGAAUGGAAAUUUCGAUGGAUUGG
Molecule: messenger RNA, 748 nt
Organism: Caenorhabditis elegans
Lineage: Eukaryota; Metazoa; Nematoda; Chromadorea; Rhabditida; Rhabditidae
Gene: F28D9.4
Product: Transmembrane protein 242
Exons: 4
Coding region: 5-487 (160 amino acids)
Cellular component (GO): mitochondrial inner membrane
Source: RefSeq, marked reviewed